Messenger RNA from Stylonychia lemnae, 564 nucleotides. Lineage: Eukaryota; Ciliophora; Spirotrichea; Sporadotrichida; Oxytrichidae. The record is from the annotation of a GenBank genome assembly.
AUGGAAGGUGGUAGAUCAAAGCGGAUUUCUCAGGGUUACAUUGAUAACAACAAUAGUGUUAAUAACAAAAACACCAAUUCUUAUUCAAAGCUAGAUAUAAAUGGCUUGGAAAGCAACCGCAAGCAGCCAUCUCAGAAGCGCAAAUCUGAGAUGCCUUCAACUGAAUUUUCUUCUAAAGAUCUGCUUAGUCAAAGUGACAUCAUUUAAAAUCAAGCCAAUCCUAGACAUAUGAGCACCUCUUACGGAGCCGAUAGACUUUCAAAAUCCCUUGAUCAAGAAGAUGAGCCUGAAAACUUCAGAGGGAGUAUGCUGGAAAACCCUAGGUACCCCAAACUAUCAAUACUCAAGGGUGGUAGAUUGCCUAGAAAUACUAUGAGGCAAGAUCGAAAUGGAUAUUCUAUUGACAAAGAUCUGAAGAAAUAAAAGAUCUCUUUCGCUGAUAACAUUAAUAUUAACACUAAUGGCUCUGCUAAGCUGGCAGAUGUGUACUUGGUGGAAUCAUAUAAGAAAUUCAAUGCAGAGAACACACAUGGUCAGUAGCAAGGCUGUUGCGUGAUAUUCUGA